AUGGAAGGAAGUGGGGGAUUGGAGGAGGGGUUGUGGGGGAUUGGAUGGGGGGAUGUGGGGGAUUGGACGGGGGGAUGUGGGGGAUUGGAUGGGGGGAAGUGGGGGAUUGGACGGGGGGAAGUGGGGGAUUGGACGGGGGGAAGUGGGGGCGACGAGAGGGGGAAGUGGAGGCGACGGGAGGGGGAGGUGGAGGCGACGGGAAGGGGAAGUGGAGGCGAUGGGAAGGGGAAGUGGAGGCGACGAGAGGGGAUAGUGGGGGCGACGGGAGGGGGAAAUGGAGGCGACGGGAGGGGGAAGCGGAGGCGACGGGAGGGGGAAGUGGACGCGACGGGAGGGGGAAGUGGAGGCGAUGAGAGGGGGAAGCGGAGGCGACGAGAGGGGGUAGUGGGGAAUUGGACGGGAGGGGGAAGUGGAGGCGACGGGAGGGGCAAGUGUAGGCGACGCGAGGGGGAAGUGGAGGCGACGGGCAGCUCCUCCUCCCGCCGCGCUUCCCAUUUCCGCAUUCCCCCGCCCAUCGACGCGCCACCCGCUGUCGCGCCAAGGAUCCUUUCGUCGCGCAUCCUCUCGUGCCUCGCCUCCCAUCGUCGCGCCUCCUCGCCGCGCCUCCCGUCGUCAUGCCUCCCGUCGUUUCUGGGAGCCUCCGCUUGUCGCGCCUCCGCUCGCCUCGUCGCCCCUCUGCUCGCCUCGUCGCGCCUCCGCUCGCCUCGUCGCGCCUCCGCUCGCCUCGUCGCCCCUCCGCUCGCCUCGUCGCGCCUCUGCUCGCCUCGCCGCGCCUCCGCUCUCCUCGCCGCGCCUGCGCUCGCCUCCGCGCGCCUCCUCUCGCCUCGUCGCGCCUCUGCUCGCCUCGUCGCGCUUUCGCUCGCCUCGCCGUGCCCCCGCUCGCCUCGCCGCGCCUCCUUGCCAUCAGCGCGCCAACACCCUCAUUUCAUCCCCCCCCCUUCCCCUCAUUUCCCCCGCUCCUUCCCCUCAUUUCUCUCCCUGCUUCCCUUCAUUUCCCUUCCUGCUUCUCCUCAUUCCCCUCCCUGCUUCCCCUCGUUUCCCCCCCUGCUUCCCCUCAUUUCCCCCAUUGAUUCCCCUCAUUUCCCCCGUUGA
Messenger RNA from Closterium sp. NIES-65, 1092 nucleotides. NCBI's taxonomy places the organism in Eukaryota, Viridiplantae, Streptophyta, Zygnematophyceae, Desmidiales, Closteriaceae. The record is from the annotation of a GenBank genome assembly.